UCGAGUCCGGAGGAUCGAGCCCUGUGUGUGUGUGUGUCUACAACGUGUUUGUAUCGGCCCUGAAAUGAUCGAGUAGUCCGCUCAUCAGAGACGGACACCGGGGGAAGGACUCACACUGUCCCGGGAAAACUGUUACAGCUCCGAGCGGCGGGUUAUUAUCUCCGAUCACCGGCGAUAAUGACCGGUAAUGACGGCUCGCGGUGCGGCUCGUGUGUCCCUGACAGCCGGGGGAUGGUGCCGAGGAGCGCGCGGUACUGUGGAGGAAUCCUGAGCACACACCACGGAUAAUACGUGACGAGACAGGGACAUUAGUGGGGAGGUGCGCCAUGUUCCCGAUGCACCUGCACCUCCAGGAAAUGAACGGGGAUCCUGAGCAUUGACGGUCACAGUAUUUAUCAAGCUGCUUUACCUUCCCUGCUACAACAACCACAUGUGCGACCAUUCUCCACCAGCCUGAUCACUGCUGCCUCAACCUCGUCUUUAAGCCAAUGAAUCAAAUGCCAUUGUAAGGACCAGUGUCACGAGGAGCUCGACACCGCAUCAGAUGCUUUUAUUUUGACACGGGUGUCUUUCCUUUACACUGAGGACCAAAGUGUUUUCAUCCAUCCUUUAGAGGGGUGCUGGAGCCGAUCCCAGCUCACAUUGGGUGAGAGGUGGGAUACAUUUUGGACGAGUUCACGCCCAAUAACCUAACUCCAAUCUGCAUUUCUUCAUACUGUGGGAGGAAGAGAAGAACUCCACAAAAAAAGACUCCAGCCUUACUGUGGUUCAAACUGGGAUGCGACUAACCACCGUGGUGCCCUGGUGUCUUCAUGUGACAGCUAAAACGAUAUUCCUCGCCACCUAAAUCCUCAUUGACCUGUGGAAUGCUCGAUCUCAAGAUGAAGGAGACGUGUCGCAUUUGUGGCCGGGAGCUCUGCGGCAACCAGAGGCGAUGGAUCUUCCACCCCGCCCCCAAGCUCAACCUCCAGGUGCUGCUGUCCCAUGCCCUGGGGCAAGAGCUGACCCGGGACGGCAGAGGGGAGUUUGCCUGUUCGAAGUGCAUCUUCAUGCUGGACCGCAUGUACCGCUUCGAUACGGUCAUCGCCCGUGUGGAGGCCCUGUCCAUCGAAAGGUUGCAGCGGCUCCUGCAGGAGAAACACCGGCUGAGGCAUUGCAUUGGUGGACUCUACCGGAAAACUAACUCAGAAGGGGGAGCAGUUACAGUUGCUGGAAGUAAUGAAGUGCCAGGUGAUGGCAUGGUGGACAUUUCGGGUCUCACUCAUGCAAAGUACUGUGCCCUGCUCCAGGAUGACCUGGUCUACUCUCUGUACGAGUCCUGGGCUGACGACAACCCAGACUGUCAACAACACCACCACCCACAGUGUCCUGCAGGACCCGGGUCAGAGAUUACAGUCGCAGGCUCACAGCGCUGUUUGCCCGGCACUCCCAGGAGGUGUCGAGGAUGUUCCCACUGGCGGGUGGCAGACUCUGACUAUGAAGCUGUUUGUAAGGUGCCCAGGAAGCUGGCAAGGAGCAUUUCAUGCGGGCCAUCCACCAGAUAUUCAGCCAGUUUUAUCGGAGGAGGUGGUGGAGAAAAAGACCUAGAAAGUGUUGACGAUUCAGAAGAACACCCUUCCUCUCUCACUCUGGUCCCCGGUUCUCAGGACCCCUCGAGGACAUCAGACAGUGAUCGAACCCUGGCCGGACGUAUCAGCUCCAGCCCCUCUGUAGCAUCCCUGGAGACGGCUGAGGACUACCUCCAGCCUGGGGCCAUAACAGAUGGUCCUCUGAGGUCCCCCAAGGACCCCAUAGAUGACCAGUUAUUUGAUUCCCUCUCUGAGGAGCACAUGGGAGCCCCACAUGGUCAAGUAUCACCUGGGCCCAGCCUCUCUAUGGCCCUCUGUUUUCUGCAGAGCUGUGCCAUCUACCGGCCAGUCCGGAGCUCUAAGGGAAGCAAGCUGCCAGUGCUCCUCCGGAAGAGCUCCAGUAACGGAGCCAUGAGGCUGGGAUUCUCUGAUUCUGUCCUCGGAAUGUCGUAUGGAACUCCAGACAGAGAAAGUUACAUCCUGAUGUCAACACCUGAGCUGGAGACCCCUCUGAUCAGUCUGAAUCAGAACUUCAACCUGACUGACAUGGAGGAUAUAUUAGAAGAUCUGUACAAAGAGUAUCCUCGCCCACCUCCACACCAGAGUCUUGUUGAGGAGCAGCAAAGCCAGCUGAACCAGUAUGAGUGUGCGGCCGGUCAGUGUGUCAACGAGCUGCAGAAGGCCCAGCUCCACGUUCAGUCCCUGCAGGCCAAGAUCCACGAGAGCGAGGCCAACAAUAUGAGGCUGCAGGAGAAUCUGAAAGAGAUGGAGUUUGAGCUGCGUUCACUUCGCCAGGCGGCUCAGAGUCAAGAAAGAACCAUCCAGGACCUGUCCGAGUCAAUGAGCACAAAAGACAGUGAGGCUCAGGAGCUGUAUCACAUGAUUGAAGGGCAGAACGCCACCCUGUGCAAGCUGCAAGAAAUUGUCCACCGCAACCAGCUCACUCAACGCAAGGUUCAAGAAGGGGCCAGCGAGUCCUUGACGCUCGCCCAUCUGCAGAAUGAGCUGGUGGGGGUGCAGAGCUCCCUGUUCUCCCUCGGUCUGGAACUGGAGGCCAGCCAGAGGAGUCUGAGACAGAACCAGCGGCAAGGGGACGACUUAGAGAGGUUCAAGGACAGACUGAACUCUGAUUUGCAGGAGGCGCUGCAGCACCGGGAGGUCACCGAAAAACACAACCAGGACCUGCGCUGUGCCCUCCAGAAAACCCGCUGUGAGCUUCAGGCUAAAGAAGCAGCUCUGAAGGCGAGCGAAGCUGAGAAGCUCACUGUGGUGCUGGAAAAAGAAAGAGGCCUCGAACAGCUCAAACACUGCCUGAAGGACAAGGAGCAACAGUUGGAGGACUACUCAGACAUGUUGGAUUCAACAGCAAGCUCCAAAUCAAGAGAUGCUCUGCUGGAUAAACUAAAAGAGCGUAUUAAAGACAGAGACAGAGCUCUGGAGCGCUCCAUUGAUGACAAGUUCCGCAGUGUGGAGGAGCGCGAGGCCCAGGUGAGGGGGCUGCAGCUGGUUCUCAGGGAGAAGGAGCGAGACUCGGAGAGACUGAGCUGCAUCCUGUCCAACAACGAAGAGACCAUCACGAGUCUGGACGGUUUGGUGCGAGGCAAAGAGCUGGAGCUGGAGCAGGCGGCCGAGGCCUACAGGAACCUCCAGUGGCUGAAGCAGCAGAGUGAGGAGAAGGAGAGAAACACUCUGAGAGAAAAGGAGACCAUCAUCAACCAGCUGCAGGCGGCCCUGCAGAGCCGCAGCCAGGAGGCUCAGGAUCUGACAGCCGCCCUCGUUGCCCGAGUGCAGGCCGGUCCCACGGAGGUUGUGGAGGAGCUGAAGGCUCGGCUGGUGCUCAAAGAGAAACUGUUCCAGGAGCUGCUGUCAGACCGCACCCGCCAGUCGAAUGAACACCAAGCACGGGUCCAGGAUCUGUUCAACACUCUGAGCUCCAAAGACCAGUAUCUGCAGGAUUACUCCUACAGACUGUCCUUAGUGAUCAAUGAGCGGAGCGGCCAGCUGCAGGAGCUACGCAGACAGAUGUUGCUACGAGAGCAGGAGCUGCACGAGCUGAGACGGGACAAGGAGAGGGAGAUGGGAGGAGAGAAGGAGCACCUGCAGAGUCUGCUCAAAGAGAAGGAAGCUUUUAUCAAGGAGCUGAUGCAGGGUCAGGAAGAGGCAAUGCAGCUGUCUUCUAAAGAGAGUGAGGCAGAGAUGAAGACCCUCCAGGAGGAGCUGCAGCUGGUCCUGAGGAAGGAGAGAGAGGCUCAGGAGGAGCUCUCUGCUCUGCGUUUGUCUUUAGCUCAGCAGCAAGUCGAAGGAGUGGCCACAAAAGACGGCUCUGAUCCCCAAUGUGUGCUUGAGCAGCUUGUCUCAGAGUACAACAAGCUGAAUGAUGCCCUGAGGGCAGAGAAGAGAUUAUACCAAAAUCUCAUGCACAUGCACACCAAGAGUGACAGCAGCUCAGAGGCGAGGCAGGCCCUCCACACUGAGCUCGACUCGGUUCAGGCGCUGCGUGGACAGCUGGAGGAAGUGCUGGCCAGGACCCGUAGCAUGGCGUUGGUGCUGGAAAGGGCGGCCAAACGGCAGCCCGACUUUGGAGAGCUCAGCACAGAGGAGGAGGAGGAAGGAGACGAUGCAGAUGGCAGCAGUGACGAGUUCUCGGACAGCAUAGAGGAGGAUGAGGAUAAAGUGACGGCGAAAAGUUUGUCCUCCGUUCAGGCUUCUGUGGCGGCUCCUGAAGCCGAGGCUGUGACUGCAGGGCUGGUGAGGGCUUCACUGUCCCGGAGAGCUGAACUAAAGCAGCUCGAGGAAGAAAAGAAGACACUUGAAGUCCAGCUCGAGGAAAUAAAGUCCCAGCUGGAGAGGAAUGGAUACACAUCUGUGGCCCAGAUGAGGAGUGCAGUGCAGAGGCUGCAGGAGGAGAACCAGGCUUUGAAAGAAGGACACCUAGGAGCCGUGGGACUGAGGACAAACACAGAGGAGAGUCACAGGAGCCAGAACUGGGAAGAAGAGGAAGAGGAGGACGAAGAGGAGGACAUUGAGGAGGACAUUGAGGAGGAGGAGGAGGAUGAAGAUGAAGAGGAGGGGAAAUCUUCGGUGCUGGUUGGGAAGCGAGGUCCUCCGUGUGUUAAUGUGAGUGAGGAGCAGGGGAAGAGGCGCUGCACCAGGCCAUGCUCCCUGGACCUCGGCACGCUGACAUCCCAUCAUUACACACACCAGGAGGUGGAGCCUGAUGGUGACAGGAGCGAGGUGGGAGCGCCCUGGCAGGAUGUAGACGAGGGUCCCGGUGAGCAGACGGCCCGCCUGCGCUCGGACCUGGCUCUGAGCCACCAGGAAAACCGAGAGCUGCAGGAGAGACUGAUGGUGUCUGAGGCCACGGUCCACGCUCAGGCGGAGCAGCUGAAGGACUACAGAGGUCUGCUCACCGAGACGUCGGUGCAGCAAGCCAAUAAGCAGGUGCAGGUGGAUCUUCAGGAUCUGGGUUAUGAGACGUGUGGUCGCAGUGAGAACGAAGCUGAAAGAGAAGACACCAGCAGCCCUGAGUUUGACGAUCUGGAGAUGUGCACGUCACUGUCCCAUCAUCAGGACUAUGAUGGUGCAGGCAGCAGCUGGUUCGCUGGUAACUGCAGUAGUAACAGAGGAACUUAUGAAAUGGGGGAUGAGGCCUCUGUCCAACAUCUGGUCCUGGAUCUGCGCUCACAGCUGACCCGCUGCCACAAAGUGAUCCGUGGGCUGCAGCUGCGUGUCCGCUCCCUGUCUGCCACCAGCGACUACGCUUCCAGUCUAGAACGCACACCCCGAAAGGUGAACUGGGCCUUUGAGAAGUCACCAGCCCCCAGCGGUGUGGAGGAGGAUGAGGGCUGGAUGUCUGACACCCAAGGGAUUCGCUCAGGGCCCAAACCCAGCAGGGAGCUACAGGAGCUGAUGGAACGAGUCACGUCACUGGAAGCACAACUGAAGAGCUCCAGACUGGAGGGGAAAGACCAAGCAGAAGAGAAAUGUGCCACCUGGCCUGGGAAGUACAACUCUCUGAUCCAGGCUCAGGCUCGUGAGCUGUCCCACCUGAGGCAGAGGACGAGAGAGGGGCAGGGGGUCUGCCAUAUCCUCACCCAGCACCUGGGGGACACCACUAAGGCCUUCGAGGAGCUGCUGCGAGCGAACGAUAUUGAUUACUACAUGGGUCAGAGCUUCAGAGAGCAGCUGGCACAGAGCUCUGCCCUGGCACAAAGAGUGGUCACCAAGAUCAGCGGACGCGACCGAGCAGAUAGCCAUGAUGACAAAGCGGGCCACGAGCUGCUCGCCCUGAGGCUGAGUAAAGAGCUGCGGCAGAAAGAUAAAAUCAUUGAGUCGCUUCACACCAAGCUGCAGGAGCGUCCUGAGACCCCGUCCAGCUGCCAUGCCCUCUCCGAGACCACCGACCAAUCAGACAGGACCUCCUUGGUGUCCGACGACUGCAGGACCAACGAGGACCUGGACCUGUGCUCGGAUUUAGACAGCAGAGAGUAUCAGGAGGAGCACCGGCUGCAGCAGCCAGGACACGGAUCAGAACCAGACGUCCGUCCAUCUUUCCCUCCUCCUCAUGGCCUCCUCAAGUCCUCCAGCAGCUGUCCCAACAUGCAUUGCUAUGCCCCUGUGGCUUGGACCAGUCAGACCCCCAGAGCCCUUUACGGUGAACCUGUUUCCCCCCUCUUCCCUGUCCCCCCUGGCCCUGACGUCUGGGGUAAGGAAAUCCCUUCUGACCCCUGGCCCAGGGCCCUGUCUGUGAUCGCUGUUCGCCCAGAGCUGGACGCACUGUACAAACGGAUGAAUGAGCAAAACAGGGGCUUUGCACUUCCCCAUGACAAGACCCUGUUCACACCCUUCAACAAUCACAACCAGCACGACCACUCCAGCUACAGCCUGCUUUCCCAUCAUGCCUUUCAACAGCACCAGCUGGGUGGCAUCCCUGAAGGCCACUCUCUUAAAUCUGACUCAUGUCCAGUGUCAGGCGGGAAUUUGUGGGACAUGGAGAACCUGGUUCAGCAAGGUGGAAGCUUUCCUGGAUCAUCUGGGCACCAGCCAGGAAGCAGCCACACAGGGGUGAAUUUGAUAGAGGAGCACCUGCGGGAGGUGAGGUGUCUCCGUCAGCGUCUGGAAGAGUCCAUCAGGACAAACGAGAGGCUCCGCCAGCAGCUGGAAGAGAGACUGGCCAGCAGCGGGCGUGACGGAGGGGCACCAACAAACAUCUACAUUCAGGGACUGGAUACAGUUCCUCAACUGUCCAACGAGAUCAGAGUCCUGAAGCAAGACAACCUGGUUCUCCAGUCUCGCCUGCAGGCCAGCACAGACACGUGUGAGGAGGUUGUGCAGUUGCGGGAGGCCGUGUUUACGGCACGGGCCCGUCUGAAGCAGGCGGAGCUGGAGGCCGAGCAGUGGAAGGAGGAGCUGAGACGCCUUCAGACUCACAGUCAGGAGCAGGGACAGCAGAUACACACGAUGAGACAGGAGCGACAGGACAGUCAGGAGAGAACCAACAGGCUCCAGCAUGAGGUUUGUCUCCUGCAGCAGCAGCUAUGUGAGAGCAGGGAGCUCAUCCACUCACUGCAGAGUGAACUGCAAGUUUACGAUCGAGUGUGUUCCAGCACAAAGGCCAGCAAAGGCUACCUGCGUGAGCUCCCAGGUCUACCAGUGGAGCUGGGGGAGCUGCUGGGGGAGGUGAGGAGUCUGCGGGCCCAGCUGCAAACCAGCGUCCAGGAGAACAGCGCCCUCAAACAACUGGAGCUCCACAAGCAGCUGGAGCAGAAGCUGGGUGCCGGCUCCCCUCGGAUGCCCUCCCUCUCUGCCCUCACCGCCAGCCCUCAGAGAGAAAACUUCUACAGACGUCAGCUGAUGCACGACCCAGCUCCGUCUCCACCGGUCAGGGACAUUGGUCUGUUUAACUGUGGAUCGCCCGGUCCUCCCUACUCAGACCUGGACGACAGCCAUAGCACUGCUAAUGCAGAUACUCUGGACCCUCACUCUGAGCUCGAGGGGGAGGCCCCCGACGGAUCGUUCGCAAACCGAAACGGCCGCCACGCCAUCGGUCACGUGGACGACUUCAGUGCUCUGCAGCAGCAAGUCCUCGAGGGUCGGAGCCUCGUCCAGCGCAUGGAGACGACCCUGCAGGCCUGCCUGGGCCCGCCGCUGCUGGAGAGCCACGAGAAACAGAGCGGGGAUCUGGUUCUGGACUAUGGAUACGUGAAGAGUCUGCUGUCCAACACCAGGACGCUGAGGCAGAUCCUGGAGGAGUCGUUGUCUCUGCUGAAGAUGUUCUGGAGAGCAGCUCUGCCCAGCGCUGAUCCCUCCGUCCACAACCUAAAGAAGGAGCAGUGUAUGCACGAAGAGAUCUUGUCCUUGAGACUGCGGAUGUCGGAGCAGGAGGAAGUUCUAAAGGGGACGGUUCAGAGACUGAGGAGCACCAGCCGCACCAAGGAAAACAUGGAGCACUUCAUAGUCAAUCAGUUGUCGAGGACUCGAGAUGUGCUGAAGAAAGCAAGGACAAAUUUAGAGAAGAAUGAGCUGAGACUUUCCUCUCUAAGCUCCUCCUCUUCCUCUCCUUAUGCUGCUGAGGACCCAGGAGGUGCUGCCAGAGUAUGGCCUGCUGAUCGCGGUGUCCUGAAGACCAGCAGUGCCAUUCUGCGUCCGGCCACGAGAAAGCGCAGCAGCGAGUGCCUGCUUUAGACUUUUGAUAAGAACCAGCCUCAACCCUACCAGCUCUCUGACCUCUGUGCUCCAACAGCCAAGACCCCUCAAGCUCCUCCCUGUUUCCUCCCCAGCCUUUGCCAUAAGAGUGCUUCCGUCCAUCCCUCCCUCGCUCCUCUGGGCAACACGUGCACACCGUUAUCUGCACCCCGAGCCUUACCUCCUCCCCCCCCCCCUCCCCCAACUACCACCAUGUAUGAUUGUCUAUGAGUGAUGCUGGCAGCAGUUUACCUCGUGUGUGUGUGUGACAGAAGAAGGUGUGUGAAAUGUGCCUCUGAUGGAUUCAGUGACCUAUGUCCUACUGAUGGAGCUGGUUGAAGAUGCUCUUAAGACGCAGAUCUCAGUCACGAUAUAUCUUUGUUGUGACCAGAAUGUUUAUGUUAGUCAUUGGAAUCUGGUUUAGUGCCAAAAAUACACAACAUACAACGAGUUUGCGUUGGAGAAUUUAGAGACAUUUUGAGAACUGAAAGUUUAAGAGCAUCCUCUCCUGACAGCCAGACAGCCUGUGGACAGACAAGUUGUUCAUGCAUGUUUGAAAUGGCCUGUGGGGGAAUUCUGCACAUAUGUACACACAUAUCUAUAUAUGUGUGUGCGUGUGAUCGAACACAGCUCACUCAAAGACAAGACUCCCUAAACAACCACUGCCACAGAAAUGUUUACCCCCCCCCUCCCCCCCGGUGGCACUCCUACUAAGAAGGACAUCUUCUCCUUUUUUUGUGCAAAUGCAAUGCAAAGAACAAUGACGCCCACAAUGUAUCACUAGUCGACACAGUGGAGGAAUGUAGAGGAGAUGGGCGAUCACUGCUACGUAGAUCAAGUGUAGGAAGCUCAUGAAUGAUAUGUCAGCCAAGGGUUGUGAAUAGUAGAAGAAAAAGCCAGAGGACGGUUCCAUUUCAGUCACAAGACUCGGCCUUUCGGCACCAAAGUGCGGCUGUAAGAGAAAACAGCUGAGUUGAAUUAAUUAAAUUCUUGAGGCCACUUUCUGUUCGGUUGGAUGUGAUUUCUACAGAGAGGUCGAAGUGCUCAAAUGGAACCAGGCUAAACGCGUAUUCAAGCUCCUCUGUAGGAGUUCUCAUACGAGCAUGUGCAAUAAUAACGUUUUUUCUUGAAUGAUCAUGCUGCACCAGGUUAUUAUUAUUAAUAUUUCUUUGCCUGACACUGGAUUAUUAGUCACACUCAUUAUAUUACGACACUAUCAGUGUAAUGACUGUACUUUUUUUUCUGGAGUGUUGAUGCAUGAAAGAGAUUGAUAAAUGGAAGAAAACAAAUCUGAACUAUGGAACAGUGGAUUGGCCAUCCUUGCCGAAGUUUGAAAUUGGAACUCUUAUUUCACUUUGACUUGCCGUAUCCAUGCGAAUGACGAACUGUCUAAACAAACUUUUUUUGAAGCGGAUCUAGAGCAACAGAGACGGUAACCGUUAACACGCGUGGUUUGAUUAAUUUUUCGAAUUGUGCGACAAUUUGGACCAAAACUUAACAGUGGAUUUUUUCUGCUUUAGUCUUUAUGGUCUUUCUUUUUAGUUCAGGCCGUCUUAACAUUCCCAUGGUAAUGGCAAUACGGGUUAUCGAGUUCUUAUAGAUGACAAACUUUGGCAGGGUACUGGUGUGAUCGUUGUUCUGUAAUUCACUCACUCCUAUCACUUCAAUUUAACAUUUAGUUUGAUGUGUUGUCUUGCUGUACAUUUGCCAUUUUAUGCUGUAAAUAACCAGCUUUUUCUGUAUGUACUUCUUUUUGUUUGUGUGUGCGUGUGUGCACGUGUGUGUGCCUGAGUGUGUGAAAAAACAUCCAACAUUUGCUUUUUGCAAAGUUGAUCAUCUGGGUAGCUGUGCAAUAGCUUUAUGUAUUUUAUUUUGAUGUUAAACAUCAUUGUAUAACACGUUUGCUACAUUCACCCCCUGCGGUGUAUGAGUCAUAUGCAGUGUGAGUUAGAGGAUUGUGUCACUUUGACUUGAUUAGUCACAUAGAUAGGAAAUCCUCAGCAAAGCCUUCAUGACAUGUCUCAGUAUUGUUAACAGAUAACAAAGCUCUGGUUAACGUUGCUUUGCUCGCCUUUAAAUUUAGCCCCAGAGCUUCUACAGCCUGCUCUCAGUGGUAGAAAUGGCCUUGAACUAGUGCUUGUCUAUCUGGAAUCUGCCAAUUUAGGUUUUAUUUGCGCUCAAGUCCUCUGAAAAAGAGAAAAGUUGCCAAGUAUUUCAAUAGCUUCAUAUUUCCUAACGAAAUGAAUGAAGUUAAAGGGAAAAUGUUUUAAAGAUUUGUCUACUGUAAAAGAAAAAGAAAAGAAAAGCCAAUGACUGGAUCGAUUGUGAAACGCUGGAUCCACAAAGCACCUUUUUAGAGCGUAAACAAAGCCUUAUUGCUAUUUAAUAAGAAGGGAAUCAAACGGCAGUUUGAAACGAUGUACUGCUGGUCCUGAGUUGCGUAUGUAUAUACAGCUUUUUGAUUGGUGCAGCUUUUAUGUGAGUGGAAAGCAGAUUUUCCUGAUUUUGUGUAAAAUGAACUAGAAAGCCGAUGCAGGACUUAUAUGGAUCCUGUCUCUGAUGACAGUUAACAGCGUGUUGUGUUGGCACAAGUAUUAGCAAUGAAAGAUUUUGGGAAAGAAUAAAUAAAACACUUAAAAUCC
This is a messenger RNA of Pleuronectes platessa (European plaice), 10894 nucleotides long. Its product is annotated as myomegalin. Gene Ontology annotation, molecular function: zinc ion binding. The record is from RefSeq and is a predicted model, not a curated record. Lineage: Eukaryota; Metazoa; Chordata; Actinopteri; Pleuronectiformes; Pleuronectidae. Bases 867 to 8252 code for a protein of 2461 amino acids. Gene Ontology annotation, cellular component: nucleus. The transcript has 40 exons.